GAGUAACUCACCCUUCACUUACACACAGAAUCAUCUAGGAGUACUACAUUGUCUCCAAUCUCCUUCCUUGUUAACACAAAAAUGGGUUCCUCCAAGACCUUUGUUCUCUUUGGCCUCGUCUUUGCUGUUGUGCUUCUCAUCUCCUCCCAUGUCUCAGCUCGUGAGCUAGAGGAAAAUGUCAAAACUGACGGAUAUGGCCAUGGAGGAGGAUAUGGCCAUGGCGGAGGAUAUGGUCAUGGUGGCGGAUAUGGUCAUGGUGGAGGACAUGGACAUGGUGGCGGAUAUGGACAUGGUGGUCAUGGAGGUCACCAUCCCCCAGGACACGGUGGUGCUAGCGAGACAGAAACCGAAACUGAAACCAACAAAAAUUAGACAAAUCCUUCUGCAUGUAUGUAUGGGUGCAUGUCUAAUAAAUAUGUAUGCCAAUAAAGAUGCACCGUUUGUGUAGCUUAAUUAUAAGCUUUAUCUUUGUACCUUUUAAUUAUGUAUUACUAUCAAUCUUGAAGGUGUGAAAUCCCCA
Molecule: messenger RNA, 520 nt
Organism: Corylus avellana
Lineage: Eukaryota; Viridiplantae; Streptophyta; Magnoliopsida; Fagales; Betulaceae
Source: RefSeq, a predicted model, not a curated record